AUGUCUUACUACGAGCCCCAGGGCUGGCAAGCGCCUGCUGCGCGCCAGGUGUCGUGGGAACAGCCUGCUCCCCCGUCGCGAUCCGGAUCUAGCUCCGUCUCUCAGCGCGACGAGAUCCCGGCCUUUUCCUCCCAGUUCGACGGUAUGGAUAUCUUGACUGCCCCAUUCCGCGUUCCUCAUUCGUCUAUGGAUCUUGCCGAUUUCUUCACUCGCCGGACAUGGAAAAUAUAUGAUCAUCAUAUCUGUGAAGCGGGGAUUUGA
Aspergillus melleus is the source of this 261-nucleotide messenger RNA. RefSeq lists its product as uncharacterized. Bases 1 to 261 code for a protein of 86 amino acids. Lineage: Eukaryota; Fungi; Ascomycota; Eurotiomycetes; Eurotiales; Aspergillaceae. The record is from RefSeq and is a predicted model, not a curated record. The transcript is spliced from 2 exons.